CAACAAUCGAUAAUUUUAAUUCCGUAGCCAAUAAGUGUAAACGCCAAAGAACAACGACGAUGCCGUCUUCUCCGGGAAAAUAUGCGAACGACAAGGACAACGACAUGCCACCCCCACCACACAAACGACAGCGAGUGUCCCCAGAAGCAACAGGCGACGGAUCUCCAGAUACGGCUUCUUUCUCGCUGUCACCCAGAAACAAAAAGAACUUCACCGCAGGGAAUGAUUCCACUCAUUCUUCUGCGAUACCAUUUCCGCUUUCUGUUGACGCAGGUCCUAUUUUCACGGAGGUCGAAGAUCAAGUAGACGGCUAUGCCUCAGUCGAAUCCGUCUUGGGUGUUCCGGCCUACAUUCUCUUUCGUCGUGUGGGGGGAAAUGACGAUGACAUAAAGAGCAACGACACAGGUGUCAAGAACGGGAAGGACCACCGGCCCAGGCGGAGGCGGCCUCUGCUGACGCGGCAAGAGAUGGAGCAGUUUUUGCGAUUGACCCUUCUGGCACAAGAGAUCGAUGUCCUGGUGAACUUGUCCGAAACGGUCUUGUCGAGACGGCGAUUUGCCCGUCACUUUCGACGCAGCAUUCUCAUGCAAGAACAUCCCGAUUCAAAACCACACUCCGGCGACGCCCCAUGGAAGAAUCCAUGGCUCGUCACCCUGGGGCCGAUUCUGGAUGUUCUGGAACAAAAGCAGUACCGGCCCGAUUCGUCGCUGCGGUCCGCGGAAGGAGGCCGGCGGCGAGAUCUCCUCCGCGACGGCAUCCUACCUGAUCCUUACCCGAAACAACAAGGGCGAGACGUGCUCUGUCACGUCCACGAACAAAUCACGCGCCUGUGCCACGAGCUCCAGGCCUGCGGGGUUUACGAACUGGAACGGUCCGCGGAACAAAACCGGUCGCUGGUAGCUUCCCUGACAGACAUUGUCGGAUACGAUCACGACCACGGGGGCGAGAACGGGGAACACGAAACCGGUAAGACGUCGGCGGUCAGGAUCCUGGCAAAAGAGAAACACGCCCUCUCGAGGCUUCAGGAUCACUUGUCGAGGCGGGUACGGUCUUUGCUGGCAGGAUUUUGUUUUUCGAGCGGUGCAACUACAAAAGGAAAUGACGAUGGUGGUAGUCACGAAGACGACAACAACAGCAAACAGAUAUUGUUCGACGACCGAGCAUCGUCGUCCUCUACUGUUAUAAGAACUGGGAAAGGGAACGCAAACGGCAACGAGCACGAGCACCAUAACGAGGAUAACAAGAAACUGGCAGAGAAGAGUACAAACGACAAGAGCAGCGAUACGAAUAUCGUUGAUGGCGACAGCGACGACGAUGAAUCAUCUUUGAUGUCGCUCGAGGAAGCCAUGACACCCCUUGAACUUAUUUGCGAGAAGCUCUUUGCGGGAGCUGGUUCUUCGAAGCCGAUGGCAUCAUCACCAUUGGAAAUAGAGAUUACGGAGGACUCCACAAAACGCAGCAUGGCCGAAACGAGGUCUGGAAUCUCCCAACGUGGCAGUGACGAGCAGCGGAGACAAACCCAACAGCAGCAAGAACAGACAACGAAAAUUUCUCGCAACACAAACGAACUCAACUCCUCCAAUCCAGAUCGUGUUUCGGCGAUGGCGACCGCCUCUGUCGAGGCCUCUCAGAGAACCGCUGGAGCAGCGGCCGUCAUGAUGGCACUUGCCACCGAUCCCAAACCGGCGACGGCUUCCCCUUGGCGCGAACCACCAAAGUCGAUGCGGAAUGAGGCGCUGGGAAGCAGUGGAAAUAACAGCAGCGUACCGAGGAAUCGUUUCGACGGCACCAACCCAAAAAAGCCUGGGAACGAUGAUGACGGUUCGUUUGUAGAGGAUCCUCCUCCCUCCGAUGCGGAAGACUACAAGGAAGUGAAGCAUGGAAAGAAGAAAGAGAACAGCGAGAGCCCGAAGAAGAAAGGAGCGACGAAAGGCACGAUGGGGAUAUUCGACGUGGUGGACGUGUUUACACCCUCUUCUCCAUCCGAGCAGCAGCCAGAGGAAGAACCAGGACGAGGCGACGACGAAGUGCGGCAAGGUCACGAUGGCGGCCCCAGUGAUCGUACCGAGGAUCACCUUUCCUCCUUGUCGUCUCAAUCGCAAACAGCCGCGGAAGCAUUGACUCGCAUGGUCCAAGGGAAUUCGUUCCGUUAUCAUUAAUUUCUUGAUUCCAAAAAUAGUUAUGAUUGAUGGAUUCGUGUCUCGGUUGCAUCGUGUCUGCGGCAACCAAAAGCAUCAAGGAACGCAGUGAAAAUUACGAUCAAGGUAACGACCAAUCUUACAUAUCAUGAUUAUUCCACCUCAUUAGAAUGAAAACAUAAAUAAUCU
Messenger RNA from Pseudo-nitzschia multistriata, 2327 nucleotides. The record is from the annotation of a GenBank genome assembly. NCBI's taxonomy places the organism in Eukaryota, Bacillariophyta, Bacillariophyceae, Bacillariales, Bacillariaceae.